GCUCGGUGUUAUGCAUGUCAGUCGUCCAUGGCACGCCACACGGCACACGCAGCAACAAAUGCACCACCCGUUCGUUCUCAUGCACUCAGUAGCCAUGCCAUCAGGCAGGCAGUGGUGUCCUGCCAUGUGUGGGGCACACACACGCGCACACAAACAGAGAGAGAGAGAGAGAGGCACGGCACGCACUACACACAGGUCGUCCACCCUCUCUGUCUCUCUGACGAGAAGGCCAUCACACAUACAAGUACACUCGUCCACUCACUGCACACGGUCGAUCGGUCAGCUCGUGAGCCACCUGGGUCUCUGCUCACUCGCACCCAGCCAGCCAUCGACGCUCACACACACAGACACACACAGAGAGGAAGACAAGACAAGACAGACAUCCGCACUCACACGCACACCAGGCUAACCACAAAUCCACACACAAACACACACACACUCAGACACGUUUGAACGUGCAGCAUACUCUCUCUCUCUCUCUCUGUUGCGUCCUCUGCGUCCUUUCUGUCCGCCCACCAUCCACCCUACACAUGCCAUCCAUCAGCCAUUCGACGACGCCACACAGACAGACACAAACACAGCCAUGGGUGGAGGGUGGAGGAAGGGAUGCCAAAACGGUACGGACAUCACACACAAUGACAAACGUACGCAACAACAAAACGGGAGAGAGGGAGAGAGGGACACGGAGGGAGGCAAGGCAUAGCUAGCACGGCACGGCACGGCACGGCAGCCAACCGAUAAACUAUGUGCCAGCCUGGGCAAGGAGCAUUCGUUACACAAGACUGACAGACAGACAGAGAGGUCAUGACCACCCCACCUGGCAAACAAAAAACACCACUCACGAUCGAAGACCGCCUCUUCUUCAGCCAUGCGACUAACCACUCCCCCUCUCGUCUCGUCCCCUCUGCCCCUCCCUCUCCCGGCUCCCCACCCACCCACCCACCCACCCAUCCGAGUGGGUCGCCUCGCCCAGCGUAUGAAUGCUCGCACGUAGUGAGUGGUACAUACAAUACAGACAGACAGGGCACUAAUACACACUCACACUUAAAUUAAGCCUCCCUCCCUCGCUCCAUUCAUCGCUCUCCCUUGAUUGAUGCACAAACAAACAUACACACAUACAAACCAGCAACCCUCCACCUCUUCCCGCCUCGAGGCCCACGAUGAAUGGGGUCGUCAUGUCUUCUCACCCGCGGCGUCUCUCCCUCUCCCUCUCCGUGCGAAUCUUGUCCCGCACGACAUUGGCCAAAUCGCUAAUCGACGAACUCCUUAACGCCAAGUCGCUAAGCGCCGCACCCCGGCUGCCGUCGCCCCACAGCUCCAUCAGACGCUUAUAAUCCUCCUCGCUGAGAUGCGACUCCAGGCGCUUCAGCUUGUCAAACACGGACGAGGACAUCAUGGCCAUCGGGAGCACCGCCAGCUCAUCUGCAGCGAUGGUCGCGGCGGCAUCCUUGGCUCGCUGUGGCGAUGCUGACAGGGGUGGUGGUGGUGUGGACCGAUUGGACGCGGCGUCGGCUGAUGAUGUGUUCAGAGGGGUGCUCGUGGUGGGAUGGACCACGCCAGUGACGCAUGGCGAUCGCUUCUCCUCAGGGAUGGUCGGGAGGCCCUUGCUGCCGCCCUGCUGAUGACCUUCCCCCCUCCCUUUGUCAGCGCUGUCCCCACUGCCGCCGUCAUUAGCCGACUGCGGCGAGAAGGGCACAGAUGGCUUCGGCGAGGGUUGCUUGGGGCGACUCGCUGGAGGGUCGCGUGCUGGCAGCUGACGGAGGGCCUUCUGCAGCUGGAGCACGAAGUCCUCCUUGGCUGGCUUCACAGGGAGGUGCUGCGAGGCGACGGCAGCACGGUCGCGCCAGACGUGGAUGUACCCAGGCUCUGUGACACACACACACACACACACACAAACCAAAGUGCAAUAAAGGUGUUGUCUUCUGCGUGCGGUGUGCGGUUCGGUGCGUGGUACCUCCAGGUUUGGGCGUGUUGGUCUCCUGCUGCUGCUUGAGAGCCUGAAGCGCCUGCUGAUAGCCUGACACACACACAUGACACACCCGACAGUUCUAUCGAACGGUGAGGCACCUUUCCCAUGUGUGUGGCUUGGUCGCUUACGGCUGCAGAGGUACUGCCUGCCCUUCUUGACGCUAAAGGACCCCUCCCUCUCCCUCCGGCCCCUCCCAUGCUGCUGCACGCCACCCUCGCCACCGCCACCCACACCCACACCCUCACUCGUCGUCGCAGCAGCAGCUGCACCGGCACCAACACCCGCAGUCGCGUUAUACGUCGUCACACCGCCACUCGAUGCCGACUGCCCCCCGCCGCCUCCCUCUCUCCCCUCUCUUCUCGGCGGGCCGGAGUUGGGCGUCUUGAAGUACUGAAUGGGCGCGAAGUCGCCUCGCUGCUGCGGCAACCCGUUGUGCAUCAUCCCGUAGGCCCUGAGGCUGAGGCUUCGGGUGAGGGCCACGUCAGACCCGCCCAUCCGCCGUGGGCUCUCGCUGAGCAGCAUGUUGACGUCAAAGGGGGUUGAGGCCGCCUGGACGAAGGGAGGUGUUGUCUGCCGGUUGGCCGCGAGCAUCGGGCUGUGGCUGUGGCUGUGGCUAUGGGUGUAGGUGUGUGUAGCGUGUGAGGGUGAGCCUGAGGCAGCAGUGUGGUCCCGGCGGGAGGAGUGGGUGUAGCUGGUGGCCGGGUGCGCUGGCAGGUAGGUCGCCAUCAACCACUGGCAGUCACUCAAUCAGUGUGAGUCAACGGAACCAGAGAGAGAUGAGAGAGCCGUCGCUCACUCAGUCACUCACUGGGCCACGCCGCGACCAGCAGACGCGCGAAUGCGCUCCUCAUAUG
Molecule: messenger RNA, 2823 nt
Organism: Vitrella brassicaformis
Lineage: Eukaryota; Vitrellaceae
Source: the annotation of a GenBank genome assembly